This is a messenger RNA of Telopea speciosissima, 1873 nucleotides long. Its product is annotated as transcription termination factor MTERF4, chloroplastic-like. Gene Ontology annotation, biological process: regulation of DNA-templated transcription. Gene Ontology annotation, molecular function: double-stranded DNA binding. NCBI's taxonomy places the organism in Eukaryota, Viridiplantae, Streptophyta, Magnoliopsida, Proteales, Proteaceae. The record is from RefSeq and is a predicted model, not a curated record. The coding region runs from base 147 to 1703 and encodes 518 amino acids. The transcript has a single exon.
ACUCAAGACUCAAUAGUGUGUCAAUGGGGGCUAACUAUUUCUCGUUAGGCGACUUCACUUCUUUGUAAGUCUGAACCCUGAACUCUUUCCUUUUCAGAUAUAUCGAAGGUCUUCGAUUCACCUUUUGGGGGGUUUUUGUUUUUGAGAUGAGCGUGGUUUUCAGAAGGAAAGCAAAGGCUUCAAUCCUUUUUUCCCAUCGAAACAUCUCCACAGUAUUUUUCGUUGGGAAUGCUUCGGUCUCAUCAUCGAAGGAUUCCUCUGUGGACUCCCUCAAUCCAUGGAUUCAAGUAUCAAAAGCGUCCAAAACUUCAAACCCUAUGGUUUCAGCCCGCUUGUUCUCGACCGAAUCCAGCAAAUUCCCAGAAUACGAGAUGCCCACGGUCACUUGGGGAGUGAUUCAAGGCCGAAAGGAGAAGUUGGUGUCUCGCGUUAUCAUCUGCGAUUACUUGAAGAGUUUGGGAAUAAUUCCCGAUGAGCUAGAGCACUUGGAGCUACCGUCAACGAUCGAAGUGAUGAAGGAGAGAGUUGAGUUCCUCCAGAAGAUAGGGCUAACCAUCGACCACAUCAAUGAGUACCCGUUGAUGCUAGGGUGUAGUGUUCGGAAGAAUAUGAUCCCUGUUUUAGGUUAUUUGGAGAAGAUUGGUAUUCCCAGACCGAAACUCGGAGAGUUUGUGAAGAAUUACCCUCAAGUGCUCCAUGCGAGUGUGGUGGUUGAGCUCGUUCCUGUUGUGAGAUUCCUUAGGGGUCUUGAUGUCGAGAAGCAGGAUAUCGGAUAUGUGUUGCAGAAGUACCCGGAGCUUCUGGGUUUUAAGCUUGAAGGCACUAUGAGCACUUCGGUGGCUUAUCUUGUGAGCAUUGGAGUCAGCCCGAGAGAUAUUGGACCUAUGGUCACCCAGUACCCUUACUUCCUUGGAAUGAGAGUUGGUAUCACGAUCAAGCCUAUUGUUGAUUAUUUGGUCUCUCUGGGGCUUCCCAAGAAGAUCUUAGCCCGGAUGUUUGAAAAACGGGCUUAUAUCCUGGGCUAUGACUUUAAAGAGACGAUGAAACCGAAUGUGGAUUGUUUGAUUAGCUUUGGAGUUAAGAGGGAAGCUCUAGCUUCUGUUAUAGCACAGUUUCCACAGAUACUUGGGCUCCCUUUGAAGGCUAAGUUGUCUUCUCAGCAGUAUUUCUUUAAUUUGAAACUGAAGAUUGAUCCUGAAGGUUUUGCUCGUGUCAUAGAGAAGAUGCCCCAAAUUGUUAGUCUUAAUCAAAAUGUGAUUUUGAAACCCAUUGAGUUCCUCCGUGGCCGAGGGAUACCUACUGACGAUGUAGCAAAGAUGGUUGUGAAGUGUCCACAACUGGUUGCUCUCCGUGUUGAGCUAAUGAAGAAUAGUUAUUACUUUUUCAAAAGUGAGAUGCAACGGUCAUUAAAAGAGCUUCUGGUGUUCCCAGAAUACUUCACUUACAGCUUGGAAUCAAGGAUCAAACCCAGGUACCAGAGAUUAUCGAGCAAGGGGAUCAAGUGUAGUCUGGCUUGGUUCCUUAACUGCAGUGACCAGAGGUUUGAAGAGAGACUGCAGGCUGAUUAUAUUGAGACAGAAAGUAUGGGGCCAUCAUUUUGUAUAGGUGGUAAAUUAGAGCUGCCAGGGAGUGGUGUUGUAUCAGAUGAGGAUGAAGAUGAUAGUGAUGAUGAAAUGCUCUACAGACGCACUGUAUCUCUUUAGUAAUUUCUUUGGUGUAUCAAAUUUAAUUUACAUACUUCAGAUGGUAACAUGAUUCUCUCUUUUGUUUUCUUUGUUAUUCUUCAUUUAUAUUUUUUUUCUGGUUGAAUGAAUUUCCACAGCAAACUAUCUCCUAGAAUGAAUGCAUCUGUUGUCAAUUUUCAACCAUUACA